CUGCUGUGUAAUGUGUAAACAUGUAAACAUAAAUGUGUAAACAUACUCUUCUCACCCACCAGCAUAUAAUUAAUAUGUAAUAUAACAUAUAAUAUGUUGUUAAGGUCAUUAAGAAUGUCGACAAGAAUGGAUAGCAGCAUGCACACCUGGGCUGUCAGUUUGACACGUCAUCAUAGGGUGUUCAGUAACGACCAGCCUCUAACCCCUGAACAUUUCUCUAAAUUGACACGUGAUAAGACCUUACAGCCAGUGUUUUCCUUCUUAAUGCGUCAUGUGCGCUCACCAGAAGAAAGAAGAUUAAUCAAGUUAAAUUUAAAGCAAGCUCGUUUCAGAAAGCAAAUAAAAGCUGAUCAGGAAAUGUCAGCAUCAGAGGAGCGAUUCAGACUUGAAGCUGCUAUUGUUGAUGCAAUUUCAGCUGUGGAAGCCGAAGCGACCGAAAUUCAGCAACUAAACCAGAGAAAAGAAGAGCUUCACCAGAAAGAAGUUGAAAUGAAACGCCGAAUAAUGCUGAUGAAAGUGGUACAGGAAGAGCGAGAUAAGGAGGUUGAUCUCUGCCUGUCGUGGAGUCCUCGGCUUUGUAAUUUAAUAGAAAAGGAUUAUAAAAAGGACAAUAAAGAUGCAAGAGCAGACCUAGUAAUGCAGUUGCGAGGCAACUUUUUGGAUCUAGAACGACUUCACCAUUCAAUAAUCAGGGGCCGUUUAUCCACCCCAGAUUCCAUUCACCAACAGAAGGUACGGUUAUGUGAGCAAAUUAAAGUGACCCUGGAUGACUGGAAUCCUAGAAUGCUGAUGGAUGGCAUUUUAAGUGAGGCUCGGGAGAAUACUCGCAAUCUUCACUCCAAAGUUCAAUGUGUAGACUUGGCAAGAGAUGCACAUGAGCUCAGGCUAAAGUGCGAGAGUGAUGGAUCAUUUGUUGAUGAGAUGAACCCAGGAGGAGUAAUAGAAUCUGUUCGUGAGUUACUUGGGCACAUGAGUGCAGCUCAUGUUAAAUUGUAUUUGGAGGCCCACAUAGCUCAUCAGGCAGCCCAAACCUUCUUUUCUGGGGGGAGCCCCCGCACUUAUUCUGACGAUGGUGUAGCUGCUGCAGUAAUGAGUGUAGUGAAGGAGAAUAUAUCACUGGUGGGGGAGCAGGCAGCCCUUAACACUGCACAGACCCUUACUGCAUCUCUCCAAGAACGUGCUGAUGUUGCAGCUGAAGCUCGAGAUGCUCUACGAGCCAAGCAUGCCAAGAUAAUGAGCUUCAACAAAGAAGUUCAAGAUGAAAUGGAGAGCAUUCAGUGUCUUGCUGCAAACAUACAUGUUGGUUGGCAGAACAUCAAGGAUCGUGUGGUACAGCUUAAAUCUUCCAUUAGCGAGGCAUUAUCUUCCACAGUAUACCCAUCACCUGUUUCACCACACUCGCUGGCCAAUGAAUGUGAAGUAUUUACAUCAGUGCCACUGGCCUACCUUCUCACAACUAAUGUUGAAUCUGAGUUGAAGCAGAAAGACAAAAUGUCUACCACUGCACUUACAUGGUAUGACCAGGAUACUGCUGAGGCUGGUUGGGCAGCUGUGUCUCAGCUGUGCAGUGGAAUGCACUGUUGGGAUGGUGUGUACAACACUGUCUUGGAGCGAUUAAAUAUGAUGACAAGCUUGCACAACCAGUUGGAGUACCUUGGAACAGUUAAGGAAGAAAUGCACUCUUCACAAAAGAAAACACAGAUUCUCUCUAUUCAGGAAAUGAAAGAGUUGAUUAGGAAAGUUGAACAACAUGACAAAAGUCUGCAUGAAGAAGUAAAUCUCCUGACAGAAACUUUUCAGCAGAAGCUUUCAGAAGGAUCAAAAUUACUCGCCACAAUCACUAAGCUGUUCAAUGAUUGGUGGGAGCAGCCUGCAAAGUCCAUCAAAUUAUUGGAGACUAAAUAAGAGCAGGAUCUUAAUUUGCUGAUGUAACGAUAGCACGUUAACUCAUUAUUCCAAUAAUGCAAGCCUCAACCUACUUAUACCCAGUUUGCCUUGGGUUUGGAUUCUGACCAAAUGAUUUGGUAAGGCAAGAGGAAUUGGAGAUGGAGAUAACUUUUUCAUCAUAUUUUUUUUUUCUUCAAACGUUUUGGACAGAAUUGACUUCAACUUCUUUCAAUGCAUUCCACUUGCUGGCCACCCAUACAGGUAAUAGGAACUUCUUAAUAUCUCUUUGAAUCUGUUGCAUAUCCAGCUUCUUAUAACCCUUUGUCCUACCUAUAUUUUUAUUUAAAUGAGAUUCCUUUGUCUAUAUCCGUCAGAAUCUCGUACUGUAAGUACUUAUAAUACCCACCCCCUGUUUCUUCUCUUGUGUAAGGUUGAGGUCUCUCAACCUGUCCUCCCUCAUACCUGAGGCAUCUCAAUUCUGGUAUUAAUCUAGUUGCAAACCUUUAAAUUUUUCCAGUUACUGUUUAUUCUUUGCAAGGUGUGGGUUUCAUGCUGGUGCUGCAAGCUCAAGUAAUAGUGUCACAUAGGCAGUGUGUAUGAACUUGAAAGCCUGUUUAGAUUCUUAGAUGACAUUCCUAUUUUUGCUAACUUCAUAUAUGCUGUUGAAGUUAUCCUGUUCACACGAGCUUCUGGUGUUUGUGUUGAGAUUACGUCUACUCCCAGGCCUUUUUAUUUUAUUGUUCUUGUAACUGCCUUCAGUUGGUGUAGUUAAAUAUAGGUCGCCUAUCUUCCUUACCCAUUUUCAUAAUUUGGAUUGAAUUCCAGCAGCCAAUUCUGCCCCCUCACAACUUUGCAUCAUCUGUAAACAUCGACAUGUACAAGUCCAUUCUCACUUUGAAGUCUUUUAUAUAAAUUGAGAACAAUGGCCCUGUGAAACACCACUUUCCAUUCUUCUCCAGCCUGACUAUGACUCUUGACUUAUGACCUAUCAUAAAAUUCAAUAAAGUUUGUUAAGCACGAUUUUUCCCUCUCUGAAGCAGUGAAGCGUGUUAUAAAGUUUGCUCCCCAAAUGCUGUGUAGUCCUUUUUCUGAUACUUUUUCUAGCUUCUUGCAGGGAGAAAACAUGUUAAUGACAAUGGUCUAUAGUUUAGUGCUUCAUGUCUGUCCAUUUUCUUGACUAUUGUAACUACAUUCGCCUUUUUCCAGAUUUACUGUAGUUUUUCAGUCUCUAGUGUAAUGUCCACAACUUCAGUUGAGACUAUAGUUAAUGGCAACACAAGAUCGCUGCAGUUUCCUUCAGUGACCAUGGUGAUAUUUGGUCUGGUCUGGUCCUACUGCUUUUGCUACAUGUGUUUGGUUAGGUUAGGAUAGGUUUUGUUAGCAACAUAAAUACAAAACUAUUUCUGGGUUGUCCAAAUUCAGUGGCAUGAAAUUCUACUUCCCAAUUGUCCAUUUACAAUAGUAUAUGUAUGAUGGUCCCCAUGAUUACUAUAAGUACUAUCUAAACAGGAGGAUGGCCUGUGGUCUAGUCACACUCAUUCCUCGCCAGUGUGAUUUUAGGCCCACUUUCCUGAUGCACCCGAUUACCCUCCUGCCCUUUAUCACUUGUUUCCCCCCCCCCCAUGCUAUUUCUUUUCUUCCUUUAUUUAUCUUGGCUUUUCUAUCAGAUAUGUAAAGAUCCUAUAUUGUGCAGAGCAGUUUUCUUGGGGGGAGGGGGGGCAUUCUGAUUUUCAUAAGCAUUAUCUGAAGAGAUAUGAAGCUGUCUGUUCUUACCCUGAUGCUUAGUGCUGAUAUGAAUGCUGUAAUUUAAGCAUAUUAGAUUUUGUGGUUGCCAUAGUCCUAGUCUGAUCAUUUUGUAAAGGUAGAGCUUAAAGUGGAUUAAUGCUUGCUCAAAUCUAUAAUUUAGGUAGGUUGCUUUUAGCAAUAGCUGUUCUCACACACAUGUGGUGGAAUUUAAUAAUCAUUAGAUUCAAUAUCCUAGGAGUGUUGAUAUUUUUUAUAUUAUUGGCUUCUCUGAUACUUAUUCUGCUUUUAUAUUGGCUCUGCAGAUGAUGCUUAAACACCUGAAUAUUCUAUAUCGCAAACAGGUGCUAUAUAAACAUCCUUGCUAAGCACUUUUUGAUACUUCCAUAAUUAUGAUUAAUUUAAACAUUACUGCAUAAAUUUUUUUUAAAGUAUUUGGAAGAUCAACAGAACCUGACAAUGCUUAUCUAGUUUGUGUUAAAACAUUCACAAUAAAACAAAUGUUCCAACUUCGUCAAUAGGUUCAGAAAGAAAAUGAGCAAACA
Procambarus clarkii (red swamp crayfish) is the source of this 4175-nucleotide messenger RNA. NCBI's taxonomy places the organism in Eukaryota, Metazoa, Arthropoda, Malacostraca, Decapoda, Cambaridae. The record is from RefSeq and is a predicted model, not a curated record.